Molecule: messenger RNA, 1221 nt
Organism: Amphibalanus amphitrite
Lineage: Eukaryota; Metazoa; Arthropoda; Thecostraca; Balanomorpha; Balanidae
Product: calcium load-activated calcium channel-like
Exons: 5
Coding region: 69-677 (202 amino acids)
Biological process (GO): endoplasmic reticulum calcium ion homeostasis
Cellular component (GO): cytoplasm; endoplasmic reticulum; endoplasmic reticulum membrane
Molecular function (GO): calcium channel activity
Source: RefSeq, a predicted model, not a curated record
AAACGCCGUAGCUACUCAAUCUGGCGUGCCGGUUUCAAUUGUUUUAUUUGCGGUGUGUUUGCGGUUUAAUGUGUGUGUUUCAUUGGUUUCAUGUCGGGAUUCGUUAUUCUAUAAUAAGCUCUUUUUUAAAUAUGUUUUCCGACACCAUACUUAUUGUUCUUAUAUCUAUUUGCACGGCUUUGUUUGGAGAAGGGCUCACAUGGCUUCUGGUCUACAGAAGUGAAAAAUAUCAAAAACUCAAGGCUGAAGUUGAAAGGCAAAGCAAGAAAUUGGAGCGGAAAAAGGAAACCCGUGGUGAGGCGAGUGACCGACAACAAAAGAAGAAAAUCGAGCGUGAGGAGGAGCGGCUGAAGACCAACAGCCGAGAACUGUCCAUGGUCAAGAUGAAGUCCAUGUUUGCCAUUGGCUUCACAUUUACUGCACUCCUCAGCAUGUUUAACUCAAUUUUCGACGGGCGCGUGGUGGCACGGCUGCCGUUUGAGCCCAUCUCGUUUGUGCGCGGCCUUUCACACCGCAAUCUGGCGGGCGAGGACUACCGCGAGUGUUCCUUCAUCUUCCUCUACAUCCUCUGCACCAUGUCCAUCAGACAGAACAUCCAGAAGCUGCUCGGCUUCGCGCCGUCGAGAGCUGCCAGCAAACAGAGCGGUUUCUUCCAGCCUCCGAGCCAACAGAGCUAGGUGUCACAGUGCCGCGCGCAGAGACAUUGCCGCUGGAUGAACCGGCAACCGCAGACUGCCUCCAGUAUCGACGGGGAUGCCACGGGGACUGUUAUCGCGUCCCCGUUGGUUUCCCGAUGCAAUGAUGGCCUUCUAGACAUAUGGCAUGUGGAUUUUGCCGAAUGGCGAACGAACGGGUAUCCCGUCGUUGUCUGGUUGGUGAUUGUGAUGCAUGAAAAUCUGGUGGGGCUGCGGAUUAGGUCAUGAAGGAUGUGGUGUAAAAAAUCUGGUGGGAUUGUGGAUUUGGUCAUGUGGAAAGCAGUGGCUUGUAAUAUAUCACAGGGGCUAGGAAGGAUUGUCUACAAUUGCUAGCUGAUGAUCCAACGUCUGAGUCUUUUUAUUGAUGUGUGCGUGUGACUGGACGACAGGACGGUAAUGCAAGACAGAGCGACGGUGAUCCCUAAUCGCGUGAAGUAUCACCGUGCGCUGUUUCAUCUGUGGUCGGCCACACCCGACUAGAAAACUCGUGGCGUCGUUGACUAUGAAAUAUAAUCAUUGACCUCAA